Rhagoletis zephyria (snowberry fruit fly) is the source of this 419-nucleotide messenger RNA. Its product is annotated as glycine-rich selenoprotein-like. The record is from RefSeq and is a predicted model, not a curated record. NCBI's taxonomy places the organism in Eukaryota, Metazoa, Arthropoda, Insecta, Diptera, Tephritidae.
CGUCCGUUCAGUUGAAUGCUCCUUGUCGGCAAUAACAAGUGUAACGCUGGUUAUUGUUCAUUGUGGACUAAACGCUUGCAACAUGAAGUUGUACGCACUCUUUGUUUUUGUUUUGGCCAUGUUGGCUAUGGUUCUUGCUCAUCCAAAUCCUCAGCCGCGUCCAAUUCCUCAGCCGUAUCCUGGUGGCGGUGGCGGGGGUGGAGGAGGCGGUGGCGGUGGCGGCGGCGGUGGUGGUGGUGGUGGAAAAUAAGUGGCCUCCCAAAGUGAAUUUCCAUGAAUAUAUAUGUAUUUGAGUGGCAUUAUUUUUGGAUAAUUUGUUGGUUAAUAAUGAAAUAUACAAAUAUUAUAUAAGAACAUAUGUAUGUUAACAUGAAUGCAUUAUUAGAGGAGAAGGUAAAAAUACUGUUUUGGAAAGGCAA